This is a messenger RNA of Salmo salar (Atlantic salmon), 4489 nucleotides long. RefSeq lists its product as uncharacterized. Gene Ontology annotation, cellular component: nucleus. Gene Ontology annotation, biological process: regulation of transcription by RNA polymerase II. Gene Ontology annotation, molecular function: DNA-binding transcription activator activity, RNA polymerase II-specific; RNA polymerase II cis-regulatory region sequence-specific DNA binding. The record is from RefSeq and is a predicted model, not a curated record. Lineage: Eukaryota; Metazoa; Chordata; Actinopteri; Salmoniformes; Salmonidae.
CUGUCUUUUUACUGUUAAGCUAGCAAGUUUAUAGUUAGCCGAUGGUAGCUUCUUAUCUUCCCAUUUUUGCAUUUGCUAAUACAACUAUUCAGCUAUGAACUUCGCGUUUGUCUUACGUUCAUCGGCCACAGGACGUCGUUGAACGGCGACUUUUGGAGAGCACCGUAAUAUUAUGUACUGGGCAACAUCGUAAGCCUAACAGGUUAACAGGUUUAGCUACCGUUAGCCAUGGCCCUGUCCUGUGUAACAUGACAACUUUCUCGACCUGCUGAUGAUCCGUGUGUCAUCACAGUGAUCCUGUGAUAUUCCUGCCCGGUGGACCAUCUUAACAACACAGCAUGGAUGAGGAGUCUGCAGACCAAGCGGCCAGCCUGUCUCCUCUUCGCCUCAACGCUGGAGCUGACUGUAACCAUGGUGACCAGAGCUCACUGUUGAGCCAGCAGAAGAUGGUGUUGGAAAACCACGAUUAUCUCCAUCACCGUGAAACACUGGCCUCAAAGGUUUCAGCGGAAGAGAGAGGAGUGUGGUGUGAGUCUGAUGUCCCUGUAGUACAACAGAACAACCUCUACAACACAACAUCAUCCACGAAGAAGUCUUUCCCCUGCUCUGUGUGUGGACGACUCUUCACUACAAAACAGUCCCGGGACCGACACGUGAAGACCCACACGGGAGAGAAGCCGUUCCACUGCACCGUGUGUGGGAAGAGCUUCUCUCAGCAGUCCUCCUUUAGGAUACACCAGAGGAGCCACACGGGGGAGAAGCCCUACCGCUGCCUUGAACCUGACUGUGGGAAGAGCUUCUACCAAUCAGGAGCCUUGUUGAGACACGGAAGGGGUCACGCUGAGGGGUCGACUAGACUAAGAGCUGCUGGAGAUGUGCUGCUUGUCCAACAGGAUGAUACUAGUAACAAGAAUUCUAAACUUCAGGCUGUAGUGGAUGUGCUGCCAGAGCAAGAGGAUGUCCGUCUGGCUGAAGGAGACAGUCCUGCUCCUCCUCCCAGCUCCGUCCCCUCUACACCGGGAAGACUACCUGUCCGACACCGGCAGAACCACAACAACACGUCCCACACCAACACCUGUCAGAAGUGCGGAGAGCAGUUCCCUACCUUCUACAAGCUGCGUGUCCACCUGACCACCCACAGGGGAGAGAAGCCCUUCUCCUGUCCAGACUGUGGUCAAUGCUUCUCAGCCCGGGGGUACAUGGAGUCACACCAGAGGGUACACAUCAAGGAGAGACCACACCCAUGCCCCGACUGUGGUAAGAGGUUCCUCUCCCUGGGAGACCUGAAGAAACACCAGCAGAGCUUCUCCGAGGAGAGACCGUACAGCUGCUCCGAGUGCAGGAAGAGUUUCACCCAGCCGGGGUUCCUAAGGGCACACCAGAGGACACACACCGGGGUAAAAGGUUACCGCUGCUCCUACUGUCACAAGGACUUCUUCACUGCCUCCAGUCUGAGGAGACACAGGAAGCAGGCGCAUGCGGAAGAGACCGUCACACUGCCCCCUAGUGGUGGACUCCAGCUGUCACAUGCUGGAGAGAGCCUGGGUCAAGCUGAAGCUGGUGUACCAGGACUGAAGGUCAUAGUAAAGGAGGAGGAGGAUCCUGCUUUUGGAGACAGUUCUAACAACCACCACUCUGAGACUACUGAGGAGAGUCUCCCUGCAGCCGUAGAGCAUAAACAACAACAACAUAAACAGCAACACAGCUGUCACAGAAGAGCCCACCCCUGCCCUGUGUGUGGAAAGGAGUUUCCCAUUGCAUACAAGCUUCAAGUCCAUAUGAGAAUCCACACUGGAGAGAAGCCUUACUCCUGCUCUGUGUGUGGGAAGAGCUUCGCCCAGAAGGGGAGCCUGACGCUCCACCAGAUCGUCCACACCGGAGAGAAACCUUACUCCUGCCCCGACUGUGGGAACACCUUCUCCCAGAUGAUCAGCCUGAAGAGACACCAACUGUUGCACACGGGAGAGAGACCGUACCGCUGCUCCGAGUGUGGGAGAAGCUACACCCAGCAGAGAAACCUGAGGGCCCACCAGCUGAAGCACACCGCAGAGAGACUUCACUGCUGCUCUGUGUGUGGGAAGAGCUUCUUCACACCCUCAGGACUCAGGGAUCACCAGAGGUCUCACACAGGAGAGAAACCAUUCCCCUGCUCUGUGUGUGGGAAGAGCUUCUCACGGCCUGGUCUCCUGAGAGAACACCAGCAGACUCACACAGGAGAUGGUGGACAGGUGGAGCGAGACCGCAGCAAGGACCCUGGUGACCAAUCGAGCCCCAAACCCAAAGAGUCCCUGGGUGAAACUCUGGGACUGAAAAUUAUAGUUGAAGAACUGGAGAAAGAAGAGGAGGGGAAGAAGGCGAGAGAAGAAGAGGAUGAGGAAGUUGGUGGUUUGAUCAAUUCCGACGGAGAGGAAGUUGGUCACGUUUCUCUUUCUAGAAAAAGCCCUGUCCCAGUCUUUGUUAGCGGUGAGAUUCCCUCUACAUCAGCAGAACCUGAACAACACCAACAAAUCCAGGAGAAACGAUGCAGAACCAAGAAGCCUCACCUCUGCUCGGUGUGUGGAAAGGAGUUCCCUAAACCAUCGAAGCUAGUUGCACAUCUCCGCACACACAGUGGAGAGAAACCCUUCCGCUGCUCCGUGUGCGGUAGAGGUUUCUCCACAGGGGGUAUCACCCUACAGAGACACCUUUUGACGCACACAGGGGAGAAACCUUACCACUGCUCUGUCUGUGGGAAGAGGUUCAUCCAGCGAGGGAACCUGUUAAAACACCAGAAGGUACACACUGGAGAAAAACCUUACUCCUGCUCCGUGUGUGGACGGAGUUUCCCUCGAUUUGAGCGUCUGAAGGACCACCAGCGGACACAUACAGGAGAGAAACCUCAAUCUUGCGAUGUCUGUGGGAUGAGGUUCUCCUACGCGUCCUCCCUCAAGGUCCAUCGCAGGAUGCACACCGGGGAGAGACCUUACCAGUGCUCUGUCUGUGGGGAGAGCUUCAACUCAACAGCAAACCUGAGGAAACACAGACAGUCCCACACUGGAGAUAAUGGGUCUGCUAACAUGAAGAGGGGUCGGCUCCUGAGGUCGUCCCACACUGGAGAGGGGUCUGCUGCUGUUACUGUGAAGAGGGGUCGGCUCCUGAGGUCGUCCCACACUGGAGAGGGGUCUGCUGCUGUUACUGUGAAGAGGGGUCGGCUCCUGAGGUCGUCCCACACUGGAGAGGGGUCUGAUGCUGUUACUGGAGGAUGUCAGACCGCUGGUGGGGAUGCUCAGGGAACCGUCGUCAAAGAUAAAAGCUCUCUGGGUCCUGACCAAGGCCACGGUGAAGGCUGCAGUCAAACAUCUACCUUAUAUAUCGAUAGUAAAGAAGAGGAGGAGGAAGUUGGUGGUUUGAUAAAUUCCGAAGGAGAAGAAGUUAAUUGGGAUUACCUCACAUUGCAGGGCCGGAAGUCAGUUUCUGAAAAGUUUGAGGACCAAGAUGAAGAUGAAGAAGAUGGUUAUGGUAUGGAAGAAGAGGAAAUUGGUGGUCUGAUCAAUUCAGACGGAGAAGAAAUUGGUUGGGAUCGUCAUCGUAUCAGACAGAGUGUCAGCCGUCCUUCUGACAGCGAGGAGAGUCCCUCUGCAUCAGGAGAACCUGAACAACACCAGGAGAAUCACAACAACACAAAGACCAAGUCUCACCACUGCUUUAGAUGUGGGAAAGACUUUGCCAACAUCUCUAACCUACGGCGACACCAGAAGAGACACUCAGGAGAGAGUCCCGAACACAGAUCCGACAGCGAAGCCAGGAAGUCCCACUGCUGCCCAGAAUGUGGAAGAGACUGUAAGAAGCUAUCAGCUCUACAAAAACACAUGAAGAUCCACACAGGAGAGAAGCCAUACCCUUGCUACGUGUGUGGGAAACAGUUCCGUGAAAGAACAGCCCUCCGCGACCACCAGAAAGUGCACACGAGAGAAAAACCUUACCCUUGCCCCGACUGUGGGAAGAGGUUCGCUCACUCAGGAGCUAUGAAGAGACACCUGCUGACGCACACCGGAGAAAAACCUUACUCCUGCUCUGUGUGUGGGAGGAGCUACACCCAGAUAGGGCGACUGAGAGAACACGAGCGAACACACAGCGAGGAGAAACACGACUGUUCCGUCUGUUGGAGGAGCUUCUCCAAAGCUACGGCCCUCGUCGCUCACUUCAGGACCCACACUGGAGAGAGACCCUACAGCUGUGAGGUGUGUGGGAAGAGCUACGUUCGAUCCCAGAACCUCCGAGCCCAUCAGAGGAAAAGUCACAGCAGCUCACUACCAAACCCUGGGACUGGGACAGGGGAAAACCUGGCUGCAGGGGUGAAGAGUGAAGAGGAUUCUAUUAGUAUCAGUGAUGAAGAGGAGGAGUUGAUGCUAGCAGGGUGGAGGAAAACGAGGACUAGCCUUUCACAUUAGGAUAGAUUCCUCUUUGUGCUGACCAUCUCUAGACACUGAAUGAAUAGUAUGGACCAAAA